Ceratitis capitata (Mediterranean fruit fly) is the source of this 324-nucleotide messenger RNA. RefSeq names its product ataxin-8-like. The coding region runs from base 1 to 324 and encodes 107 amino acids. Lineage: Eukaryota; Metazoa; Arthropoda; Insecta; Diptera; Tephritidae. The record is from RefSeq and is a predicted model, not a curated record. The transcript has 2 exons.
AUGCAAGGGCAGCAAACGACACUUGCAACAGCAGCCACGUCAGCAGUAACAUCAGCGAAAAACUCAUUUUCCAAAUGCAACCAACACAAUUUUGUGCUCGAACAGCAGCAUCAACAGCAGCAGCAGCAGCAGCAGAAGCGGCAACAAUUUCAACAGCAACAGCAGCAGCAAAAGCGUAAAUUAAAACAACAACAACACCCACUCAAAGACAACUGCACUAUCUAUCAAAAAGCAGAAGAAGCAGAAACACAAAAGCAACAGGACUUAUCAUUAGCAACAGUCAGCAAUAAUAAUUAUGGCAUUGCAGCAGUACAACAACAAUAA